CUUUUUCAAAUAGCUAACGAUGACUAAAAUACAAUCGAAGUCCCAAAGGACAUUAUUUCGGAAGUGUUUGAAUCCUUACGAGCCUCUACCAGAGUUUCCUCCCGCUUCACCCUAUUCAGUCAUAGUUAUUGUAGAUACAGAGCUCUAGAGUCAAAGUGAUGAUAAGCAAGAGCUCACAUUUUACAGACAAUUUUGCAAGCAUCCUAAGCGUACUUUUCAAAGGCACCGAAGUCGUCUUAUCUGAUGGCGAGACUGGUUGCCAUAGUUCACGUAUUGCAAUCGAAGCGAAUAAGCCUGUCCUUGCCGGUGAGGGUACUUCACCCACGUACUCUCGUAAAAUCGAUUUACUACUUCAAUAUGACGAAAGAAAAGCCAUCGAUCUUUGUUCGAACGAAUGGAAAAAAGUCAAAGUUACGAGUGAUUUAAAAUUAAAACAGCAGUCGAAGAAUAUGAGGAUCAAUGCUUGCAUUCUCAAUAAUUUACAAGGAACAUAUGGUGGGUCGCAUUCUGUACUAGCAUUAUAUGUAAUUGGUUUAAAUGGCUACAUGUAUAAACUGUUAAGGUCGAUAACUGCUUCAGUGCUACAGUAGCCGUUUGAUUUAAGAGUGAUCAAAAUUUCCAAAAUCUCACCCUUAAAUAGAAAAUACCUUUAAAUCGAAAAGCAAGACUAUUGUAAACAGAUGUCACCAGAGGCCAAUAUUCCGGUAAAUAUGA
Molecule: messenger RNA, 714 nt
Organism: Mucor mucedo
Lineage: Eukaryota; Fungi; Mucoromycota; Mucoromycetes; Mucorales; Mucoraceae
Exons: 4
Coding region: 159-590 (143 amino acids)
Source: RefSeq, a predicted model, not a curated record